AUGGAUAACAGAUUGAAGAGAAUGAUAAUGGAGGCUAAUGAAAUUAGCCAGUAUUUGAAGAAAGAUUAUGUUUUUGAGUCUGACUCUGAAUUGAAUUCAUCCAGUGUUAAAAUAGUCAGUAAGUCACUGCAAAUUGAAUCUCUCCUACCUGUUAAUUUAUUCAAAGAUAAAUUAGUUGUGCUAAGGAAACUCAUGUAUGAAGACCCAUCCGACAGCAACUCAAAAAAGGCAGACCAGUUGAUCAGGCAGGCCUGUCUUGAAAUUUCAAAGCAGUCCUCAUCAUCGCCAGUGUCGUCGGCGGAUCAUCCAACGAAAGAGGAACAGCAUGCCACUUCCACGCCAGUCAAUGAUCAUUCAAACAAUUACAACGUAACAACCAACUUGGGUAAAGUUAAUUCCAAGGAAAAUAAAAUCAACUUCAACUUGAACAAAGCAGAAAAUACACCGAAUACGAGUUAUUCGACAAGCAAAUCAAAUGCCUUUUCAGAUCUUCAAAAUAUAAGUUCUAAAGAGACUUCAUUGUCAUCCAACAACAUUCAAAUGGUGAACAGUUCAACAGAAUCAAAUCACAACAGUAAAAUUGAAAGUUAUAAUUUAGGAUCACAUGAACAUGAAAGGGCUUCAAACAGCAAACUAUCUCUCAACAACAACAACAACGUUAAUCAGAGUAAUAAAUCUCCAACGUUGAAAUCAGCAGCCAUCAACAACUCAACUCCGGCAGUGAAGAACAACAACAACAUCUUCAACACAGCUGCAACAAUAUCAUCAGGCAGUUUUGAUGACAACUGUGUUAACAAGUUGCUUGUGGAUGAAGAGGAGCUGAUGAACAGAGCUCCUCUCAUUGACUACAUUCCUCAAAAGUGCCCUCGCACGAAAUCGUUGAAGAGUUACAAGUUGAUGAACAGGCAGUUCAUGUCUUCAGACUCCAACAUCAACAUCAUGCACUGCAACAGCAACAACGACGAUGUGAACUACAACAAAACGAGAACGACAACAACAAAAACAACAACUCCAUCAAAUAGAACAACAUCAGCAGAAGAGAAGUUGAUGAAGUCGGCGACAUCAAAUUUCAGAAACGCGUCCAACAACAAACAUGACACCAACAAUUACGACAUCAACAACAACCUUCAACUGACUGAUAAUCAACAAUCUCUUUUACAGAAAACAAACAACGAUAGUAGGUUGAGAAACAUUCGGAAGCAGGAUGGCAGCUUGAAUAGAGAGUUUUAUAAGGCUUGUGAGAUGUUCACAUCUAAGCUCCUACAACAAGAUGUGAAGUUGGUUGACAUGCACGACAGAGCACUAAACUCCUGCAACUUCAUCCUUGCUUAUGUGUCAUGCUUGCAAUCACUUCAGAGCCAAGGUUUGAGUCCGAUGAACGAACAGAUGAACAUGCAGCCAUGCAUGAACGCAAUCUGCCAGUUGAACAUCCUCGACUUCCUGGUGCCACACAUCUUCAAACAUCAUCCUACUCAUCCUCAUCAUUCUCAGCAGCAGCAGCUUGAUGCUCACUCACACUCAACUAUGAGAUCUUCCAACAGCUCCUUGAAUCACAGCUGUUUCAACGACAGCAACAAACAUUCAGACACCCUCAGCGAUGAUAAUGAUGGCAACAGUAUUGGCAGUGCUGAUAAUGAUGUCGAUUCUUUGAAUGAACAGAAAAUUGUCUUCAGUGAUCUGCUUCAAGGGUUUUCAAUGCUUUGGAAGGUGAUGUCAUUGGACAAGCAACGAGCUGAUGUUGGUGAGCAGCAGAACGACGAUGACGAUGGUGAUGAUGAGGAAGAAGAUGGAGAAGACGAACGCAAACGAUGCAGAACAGAUUUCAGCAAGUUCAACUUUGAGAAAUUGAAGAACCUUCUGCACUACAUGAUACAAAAUAUUGGCAGAAGAAUGAUAAACAACAACAACAUCCUCACCCACAACGUUGACCACAAUAAAGAUGUUGAAGAUAUUUCAAGAUGGUCAGAGCUCUCGCAAGAUACAAUGAAUUGGUUGUUGGUAGGAUGUGACGAUGCAUUACUGAAGAAGGUUGAAACAAGUUCCUUCUUCAUAGGCAAACAGUUGGAUGAUUUACUUGAAUGUGUUUCUACGUUGAUGAACGACGAACGAGUGAACAAGCCCAAAGUCACCCUGACACAGAACAUUCACCAGCUAUUGAACAUCAUCUUACAGUUGAUAGCUCUUGUGAAACAAAUUCAAAUGGAGAUGCAGAAGUUGUUACUAAGUAGUAGUUCUCUGGAGACAAUGAUGCGUCGCUCGACAUCAUCUUCAUCUUCCUUCUCUUCCUCCUCCCACCUGGUCUAUAGAUACGUCAAUCGAGUUGCCACUAUUUUCAAUCACCUGACAUCAACUGUCUCUGACAUUCAUUCGUUUUGUCCCUCGUUCAUCAAGUCAAUAUCAGAUGUUGAUAUGACCAUAUUAACAACCAAAAGAAUUCUAAAAUGCAUCAACCAACUUGACUUAUCGUCAUCUUCACUUGCAACCAGCUGUUAUGGAAACAUCGAUGCAGAUGACGUCGAUGAUGAAGUUGAUGGUGGAGGACUUGAAAAUAAUUUCUUUGAGAUACUCAGUCAGGAACAAGUUGAGGUAUUGCAAGAGAUGCACAAGUUGUUGGAGUCUUGUAUCGACCAGUUGAAGAACAGUUUGCAAAGUUGCGCGUCGUUUGGCGUUUCAGAUGGUAUCAUGCCAUCGUCAAAAUUUAACAAACAGCAAUCCUUCUCACAACAGUCUCAACAACAAAAUUACAUGUCUCCAUAUGGAGUUUCAAUGAGUCAGCAACCCAAUAUGUCGAAGCAACAACAACUGCUAUCCUGCUCGACGACAACAACAUUCAACAAGCUCUCCUUCAAAAGAGCACUACCUGCCACUCCACAAGAAAUCAUGAAGCAACAAUAUCAACAGUUGCAACAGCAAAAACAAUUUCAAACAAACCAGCAACUUCAUUAUUCACCACCGACACAACAACAACAGUAUAGUUCCACACAACAUUUAGUAAGCAAUAGAGAUACAAACGAACCAACUUCAGUUACAAGCAGAAAAAUUCAGAAACAUUACAGUUUCAACCAAAGUGAUGCAGUUGCUGGUAGCAGGCUGUUGAACUACAACAACAAUCUAUCAACAAAACCAUCAAUCAGCAACAACGAAUCGCACAAGCCAUCAAACAUCUCCAACGACAACAAACAAUCAACGAGGAAUAUGACAGGUCGCAAAUUUUCUGAUUUCAGUGGCUCUUCUAAAUUGAACUACAUAUCGAGUAAAACUGCUUCGAACCAAAACUUAUCCACAUUCGCUGACGACUUCAACAACAACGUGAACAACGGAGACAGUGAAGACAACACUGCAGCUGAUAGUAAUGUUCCUAUAUUCAGAAAGAAAGCCAGCAACAACAUUCAGAGAUACUACGCCAACAGGCAUAGUUACAUGCAGUGA
Molecule: messenger RNA, 3429 nt
Organism: Helobdella robusta
Lineage: Eukaryota; Metazoa; Annelida; Clitellata; Rhynchobdellida; Glossiphoniidae
Exons: 13
Coding region: 1-3429 (1142 amino acids)
Source: RefSeq, a predicted model, not a curated record